Triticum dicoccoides is the source of this 1585-nucleotide messenger RNA. RefSeq lists its product as uncharacterized. NCBI's taxonomy places the organism in Eukaryota, Viridiplantae, Streptophyta, Magnoliopsida, Poales, Poaceae. The transcript has 4 exons. Bases 353 to 1267 code for a protein of 304 amino acids. The record is from RefSeq and is a predicted model, not a curated record.
CUCUUCUUAUCCACCUUUCUUCACCGCUCGCUCUGGGACACAGAGACUGACCUCGUGCCAGCGACAAGGCUCAUCCCCGACCAGAUCCCGCCACCGUCGCGGCAGCAGGGGUCAAGGACGAGGAGGAGGGGGGAUCCACGGAGUCCCUGCUCGCGGGUGAGCGGCGUCACGAGGGGGUGUGGAGGGGGGAGGGGGAGAGCCUGCCGGCGAUGUGAUUCUUUUCUUCGGCUGGAGGCGGCGUCCGUCGGCCUCACGCCGGCAGUAGUUUUGGGAUUUUGCGGCGGCUCCGAGGUCAUCAGGGAUACGACGCCGCGACUGGUGGUGGUGGACGCGCGACGUGGAGCUGCCGCCCAUGGCGAUCCUCGCGCGCCGUCCCGUGCUCCACGUCCAGCACGACCAUGUGUUCGCGCGCGCCACCUGCUUCCCGUCUUCGUGUGUUGCCGGCGGUGGAACACGACGGCGGCCUUCGUCUCCUUCGGAGUGGCAGCAGCAUGACGAGCAGCACACGCGGCGUGGCGCUCUGACGCAGAGUUUGGCAUGCGCGGACGCGCUGCCGCGGUUGGCAUGCGCGUACGGUGCAGAAGUUCGAGCUAGCUUUCUCCGUUGUGAGCGACUUGCAUUUUUCUAUCUGGGAGAGGGAGACGCAGUUUCUGGCGGGCAAUGCACGGCAUCUGGCGCCAAAACGCUUCUCUCGUUCCCACCACAACUUUUGGAGGCAAAUUUUACCUGUCUAUAUAUAUACACGAUGAUCGAUCCAACACCUUCAGCUCCACAACACAACCACACACCUGUGUCACAUGGCGACGACGAGGAGCUGCUUGGUAUGAACAUCGCUGACAUGACCUCGCUUGACGACCUUGACUUCUCCAACAACAGCCCCGGCAAUAAGAAGACAUGUGCUGUGGACAAUACCUCCUCUCAAGAUGCUGCUGUCGACGUCGACAAUUACUCCACCAUAUCCAACGGCUUUGCCUUCUUAGACCACAACGGGCACAGAUGCGAAAAUGCAGACGACGUUGUUGUUAUCUCCUCCUCCGGCGAUGAGGAGUCAGCUGCUGACAACGGCGCCACGAACUCCAACAGUGGCAAGUCGUUUGUCUCCACGGACUCAAAUUCAGUAAGCAAGAAGAAGCGGAAGCCAAGGGCCGAGUACAACUACUGGCACUCCAGCGACGAGCACUGGAUAAUUGAAGCCGAUGGGAUGCUCCGAAGGAAGAAGAAAUACAAAGGCGGGGACGUACCGGUGCCGGUGCCAUACAGAAGUUAAAAAAGGGCCCGUCACCCAUCAUCUACCGUGGUGAACUUAGUGUGUCCCUUGUUCGUGGGAAACGGAGACAUUUGAUGGAUAAGUUUCGCCGGGCGGUAAAGAUGGGCGACAAGUACAAACCACUCAACAUGCGCGAUAAAGACCUCUACAACUGUUCCAUUGUGGCGUGGCCACAUAUCAUUGAAAAAGAAGCUAGUACCAUACACGAUCAUGAAUAAUAUAGAUAUAGUUUAUACUAGGAAAAAGGCCCGUGUGUUGCAACAGGAUUUUUUUCCUACAUCAUCCUAAUAAAAGAGAUAGAGGCUCAUUCAUGGUCAA